Bacillus rossius redtenbacheri is the source of this 14905-nucleotide messenger RNA. Its product is annotated as zinc finger protein 236-like. The record is from RefSeq and is a predicted model, not a curated record. The coding region runs from base 87 to 2054 and encodes 655 amino acids. The transcript is spliced from 6 exons. Gene Ontology annotation, biological process: regulation of DNA-templated transcription. Gene Ontology annotation, molecular function: zinc ion binding; RNA polymerase II cis-regulatory region sequence-specific DNA binding; DNA-binding transcription factor activity, RNA polymerase II-specific. Gene Ontology annotation, cellular component: nucleus. Lineage: Eukaryota; Metazoa; Arthropoda; Insecta; Phasmatodea; Bacillidae.
UUAUGUUGAAGGUAUUGUUUUUUCUGUAAUAUUUAUGCUUUUUCGUUGUAGUGAAUUGGGUUUUGUUAUCAAAGCGUUUAGGAGCCAUGGCUGGCUACAGAAGAGUAAAUUAUUACGAACUUUGUCGACUUUGCACGUCAAGCGAAGGGACGAAGAUGCACAUUUUCCGCGAAGAAGGCCGACGAAGACAACUCCCUACUAAAAUACAGAUCUGUUUACCAUUGCAGGUCUGUGAGGACGACUCCCUCCCCAAAAUAAUCUGCAGCCAGUGCGUGGAAAAGCUGGAGAGCUUCUACGACUUCCGAGAGUCGUGCAUCAACGCAGAGGCCAUGCUCGAAAGCUAUUUCACCUCCUUGCGCUAUUCCGAAGACUUCACAAGAGAGGGCAAGGUUGGAAUAGCAAGAAAUGUGUACGUGAAGGAGGAGUGCCCGUCCAAGAAGAAGGGCUCGGACUCUGACGGCAGCGGCGGGGGCAAGCCGCCCCUGCCGCAGCAGCAACAGAAGGUCGCCAUAGCGACUGCGGCUGACGGCCUCAACAGCCUGGUGCAGGCGGCGGGCAUCCAGAUCGUGAGCGAUGCCGAGGGGACGCGGGUGCAACAGUACAAGUGCGCCAUGCAGAUGCAGCCGGGCGCCGCGGGGACCACGGUCGUGGAGGCGGCGGCCUCGGAGGCCCGCUACAGCUACGAGCCCUGCGCGGCCUCCGGCACGCCGCGCCCCCUGGAGGAGAGCGCGGCCGCCGCCCAGGCCGUGGUCAUCUCGAAGGUGGAGGACGGCAGCACGCAGUGCAGCGAGACCGACUUCAACAACAAGGUGACUGGCGGCGACGGGCCCGCAACACGCUCCCACGCGACCGAUCUAAACUCGAUGUUCUACAGCCAGUCGCCGGGCAGCAGCGACGGCAGCGAGGCGGUCGUGGGGCAGCAGCCCCAGCAGACGGUGGCCUUCGCGACGGCCGCCGGCACCGGCCAGGAGAUGCUGGUGCACUUCAACUUCACCAAGGACCGCGAUGGCUUCCUGCGUGCGGACGACACGGCCGCCACGCUCCAGAGGGUCGACAUUCCCGCGGCGCAGGCGACCUCCAUGGCGCAGAUAGGAGAGUUCCUGCGCAUGAAGACGGUGAGCAUCACCGACGGCACGCUGCCCACGGCCGUGGUGGAGGUGGCGGGCACCAUCGCCCGGCCGUGCGACGAGUGCGGGAAGCUGUUCACGACCGCGGAGGAGCUGGAGAACCACGCGCCGUGCGGCCAGAAGGGCGGCGCGCCCGGCGACGACAAGAACGGGGGCAGCUUCGCCUGCGAGAUCUGCGGCAAGCUGUUCAAGCGCAAGGAGCACCUGUUCCAGCACCGCAAGUUGCACACGGGCGAGCGGCCGUACGUGUGCGGCGUCUGCUCCAAGGCGUUCAGCCGCAAGGAGCACCUGGUGCGGCACGCCGUCUCCCACACCGGCCAGAAGAUGCACGCCUGCGACAUGUGCGGCAAGGCGUUCAGCCGCAAGGACAACCUGCACAAGCACCGCAAGACGCACGGCGUGGCGGGCCCGUACGUUUGCGAGACCUGCGGCAAGUCCUUCGUGGUGAAGCACUACUUCCUGAUGCACCGCGGGACGCACGCCGGAGGGGGCGGGGGGGAGGACGGGGCGGGGCUGAAGGUGGAGGAGGGGGCGGAGGUGGCGGACCCGCUCCCGUACAAGUGCGACCAGUGCGACAAGGCGUUCGCCGCGAAGCAGUACCUGGCGAACCACAAGAUGCGGCACCGCGGGAAGCAGGCGGCGCAGCAGGCGGCGCAGCAGGCGGCACAGCAGGCGGCGCAGCAGCAGCAGGAGGAGCAGCAGGUGGCACUGCCCCACGCCGGCGCGCCGCCGCUCACCACCAUCAACAACGCGGCGCUGCUGGCGCCCAACAUCCUGCACCAGGUGCAGACCACCAGCGCCAACACCACCGCCGCCAUGAUCCAGGUGUCGACGUCCAGCGCCGGCGGCACCACGUACCUGUGCGCGCCCACCACCGUGUCGGCGAGCGAGCUCAUAGAGACGUACCGGCGCCUGCACUCAGCCUGAUCGCCAGCGCGCUAGCGUCCGUAGCGUCCUCCGUGGCGGGCAGGAACACCGUGGACCGGUCCUUGCCUUGGUGUUCGCUAUACUUCCGUCUCGGUUGCCUUUUACGUGACACUUUUUUUUCCAUCUUCCGAUUGCUUCGUCUGAUGCCGUGUGAUCUCGUUACAGAUUGAAUUUUUUCCUCUCGCUACACCCUGCACAGUUGUUAUAAAAAAAAAUUUUUGUCUGGGGAGUGUGGGUAAAGUAUCUCACUGUGAUUGCUUACUGAAAACAUCACGUAUUUCAGCUCAACACAUACUAUUACACAUUACGUCAUCUUGGAACAACGUGUAUUUCCACAUAUUGCGAUUGCCGCGCACUGUUCGCCAGUUCUCUUCGAGCUCUUGGGACUGGUUUCUGUACCUCCACACUGUUGCCAGAAUUGAUAAUGUGUUUUAUUUCUAUUAAAACAGAGCGUAGAAUACGGAAAGUGCAGUACUACAAAAGGGGGUGAAAACGUUAUAACCCAAUAUUAAAAUGAACUAAUUUUGAUUUAUUUUAAAUCAGAUUUUUACCUUGUUCAUCAAAACAUUUCUUGGAUAUUACUAAGUAAAUAAUCCUUAGGGCAAGUAAUAGGUGCAAAUUAUGCUCUUUGGAUAGCAUUUUAAAUUAAUUACAUUAUCUUUAACUGCUGAGAUUACAUUUUUAACAGUUUUUAUUGCUUCAAACUACAGACGAAACACCUCCUAUAGCUGGUUGGCAGUCGACUGAUCACAACAUGCUUGUUGAACCGUGAAGCUCGGUAAGGGAUAGGCUUGGGUUUGAUCGUGUCCAGUGCUGCACGCAAGGGCAGGGGUCAAUAGUUCCCCGACACGGGCAGGAGCACGGUGUUGGUGCUCAGAGGUCGUAGCUUCCUUGCAAAUUAUCUUUACAUUUAUCGUCAUUGAACUCGGGCCUGUUCACCUGUUUGCCAUUCCUCUAGAUCCUCCUGUAGGUAUACUGAGUUGGUUGCGUACGUAUGUCGCUAGUUAAUAGCUGUAAUUACAAUGAUGAUAUGGUGAGGGGGUGAACGAAUUGUCUCUUCGAGACAACAAUAAAAUAGGUAAAAAAAAAUGCAAAGAGAAAUCUUCAACUAACCUGUAAAGACAAAGCACUCUUCUGUAAAUCAUUCCCAAUCAGUUACGGACACAUCUGCCCAUCCAGUUCAAAAUCCAUCUGGAACGAGUUACUGGUACUUUUUCCUCUUGAUAGACAUGAAGAUAAAUUAUUUAUUACUCAUGCUGUGAUGACCUUCAGUUCUACUCUUCGUCGUAUUUCGUUGUGACCACUCCACGGUGUUUCUGCUGCUCCGCACGAAGCCGUGGAGCGCGUGCCGUGUCGACGGGAAGUGCGGUGGUGGGCGGGAGUGGUUCUCGACGAGACGGGAGACGCCGGCUCGUCCCGUGCCACGGACGUGCGUGCCAGGACGUGGUGACUCCUGCUACUCGGUGGGCGUGACGUUUUAUUUAUAUUGUUUGUGUGUGAUGUGCCAGUUUGUACACAGCCCUGGACUGUGUCUUCAUCGUAGAUAUUUUAUAUUUGAUUACUGGUAUAUGUGUUUAUCAGAGAAGAAAUGUUUAUAAUAUAUUUUAUUUUGUAAACUGCUUUGUAUGAAAUGCUAGGAGUGGUGGCAUAUGUCCUUCCGAGUGUGAGGUUGGGUGGCAGUUCGACUGGGGAUCAAUAAGGGGGUGUGGGCGUGCAGACUAUAAUUGUGAGUGUUGUAAAAAUGCCUGGCAGGCCAGAAGUAUGUAUUAGUGGUUAUGAUUUUCGUCUGACACUUUGAGUCUUCACCAUGCUUAGUAAUGUCCUGUUUUAAGGUCCGUGAUCAUCGCAUUGUAGGCGAUGGUUCACACUCAUUUGCUGUAGUUCAUGAAUAUAUCAAUCAAGCAAAUGGGUAAAAGUGCGUAGUACGCGCAGAAAACGAAAACUUGAAGCAUCAGAACAUAAUUUAAAGCAAAAUGCUUGUAAUGUGGUGUUUUCAUAGAGUGUUAUUUUGUGGUGAGAUAGUCAGUGUGUGUUCUGCCGUUCACAAAUUUUUUAAUAUUUAAUAGUAGCAUGUUAGUAUUUAUAAGCUAAUAGAUGAAAUGUAUUUUCGUAUUAUUAUUUGAUUGCAGAUUGUGUUAUAUUUCAUUUAUCACGUCUGUGUAUCAAAAUCUACUUCAACUAUCUUGAGAGGCUAUUCACAUCUGACUUAAUGAGUAAUGAAUGACUCAUAACUGGGGUUUGAGCCAGAUGACGUUAUGACAAGCCCACACGCAAAAGGUCUUAAGUGUCACCACUCCUGUUUGUGCGCGUCCGAUGUGAGCUCUUUUUACAACUUGUAAAUGUGUCAACUUUUUGUAUUUAUUUGGUCAUUCGAGACUUCCGGCAAAGUCUGCUAGAGGCAGUAGACGUUGGUUUCGAACUUUGCAUGCACAAGUAUUUUAACGAUGAUGUAGUGCUUUUUUUUAUGAUGCUGCCAUGUUUGUGUGGGUUGCCACCCGUAAUAAAAUGUGGGAACUCUUGCUACAGGCAGUCGAGAACAUUUAUGUUGGGAUCAUGCAGCCAUUUUGUAUUUAGGCACAUUCCUUUCACACACACACACCCACACACACUACACUACACAGAAACUGCUUUCAACAGUGCAGAAAGUCUGCAGAAAUAUAAUUAUAUAAUUGUGAAGAAGAAAAAAAUAGUAGAUUUUUAUUGGGUUUAUAUCUCCUCCGUAAAGUUAAGUUUUAAGUAAAGAUGCUUAGCUUGCAAGUUGUUCACUUUUAACAAUACCACCAAGAUGUCUUACCUGCAAACAAGUUCUAAAAAUUGGCUUCUCUGUUUUUCUUCCUUCUGUUGACUCGUGUAGUUUGACUGCUCAGCAAAGUGUCAUGUUCUCAGAUGUUGAAUUGGCAGUCUGCAUGCAUUUGUUUUCAGAUUUCAUUAGGUGCAGUCAAAAUGUUUUUAUGAUUCUCUGAAACAAGAGGGGCCACAUGUUUAAAAGUACAACGCAUUUUCAAAAAAAAAAUUUUGAGUGGGCUGUGGAGUAAUGUCGGCCGGACGGGUUCGUGGAUGUAAUGUACAGUAUUUUAAUGCCAUCAUGCUGAGAUGAACACUUUUGAAAUCUACCUUUGAGAAAUAGCCGGACACAAAUCCAGCUAGCAGAUCAGGCAGUUAAAAAAAAAAAUUUUAAUACAGUAAACUCUCAAUUAUCCGGGCCUGGAUAAUCAGGUUUUAGGGUUAUCCGGUUUUCGUGUUAUCCGUGCUUAAAUUUAGUUUAUUUUUUGGUUUGUUAUAUUUUGUAGCUGUAAAAAUAAAAAACGGAUGGCAGUGCUCUGGCACAUUUUUUCGCUUGGCCGUUGUGUAUUUUUAACCACCCUGGGUCGCCCACCCCCUCAGCUGUCACACUUGUCACUCUUUAACCCGGGGGGGGGGGGGGGGGGCUGACUGCUGCUUCACUCCAGUAUCCGUCUCGUCUGCUUCACGUGCUUCUGUCUGCCCGGCGAGUGACGAGAAGAGACACUGGGAAACAAGAAAGAAAUAGCCAGAGUUUGUGUGUGCAAAGUCUGCGCUAGCUUAUCUUGAGCAGUGUUAGGUUAACGUUUCCUCUCUGGCCAUUGUAAAUUAUCAUGAACCUUUUCUUUCACGACAGGUUUUCGUGAUGCCAGCAAUAUUGUUUUCUCGUGCUAUUUAUUUCCCUCGCUUGUAACUGCAGUGUUUCAUCCCUCUUAGAUUUAUGGAAACUUUUCUGUGUGAGGUAUGUGAAAAUCACUCCUCUGAGAAUUGUGUAUUAUAAUGCUUCUUACAUAUCCCUCCAGCCUGGCACAUGUUUCUCUGCGAGAUAGUUUCAUGAAAGGACAAGGAACUGAGAAGGAGUAAUUUGCCGCCGAUGCUGACAGAUAGAAAAAAUUCAACAUGACGAAGGGGUUUGGGGUGGGGACUGCCGCCUCUCCAGUAGACAGAUGAAGACCACAUGGCGAGACAGUGUCCUGUUGAUCAUGGUCCAAUAUGGUGCUGCACAUAUUAGAGGGCGACCCUUACCGUGAAACAAAUUAUGUAUCCGGGUUAUUUAAGGGAUUUCAACUAUUCAGGAAUUGGUACGUCCCAAAUAACACACAUAAUCGAGAGUUUACUGUAUUUUAAUUGGUGACUCUGAACAUGGAUUUCUUGUUAUUGAUAAUCAGUUUAUGUAGUGUCGAAAAAAAUUGAAAAAAGUACGUAAUUUAUUGUACAGUCAGUGACAUUGAGGAAAGUAUUCAGUUUUUGUUCAAAAAAAUAAUGUUCAUGUUUUUAAAUCACCAUUUUUAUCAUAGACUCUUACUGAAAGAUUAUUUUAAACACAUACUUAGGUAGGUGUGAUAAAUUGUAGCAGUUCCUGAGUUAUCAGUGUGUGAUCUUGCAAGGGCACACAUCACUGGGCCUGGCAGUGGUUCAGAAGUGUUCAUUUACCCAUGAACCAAUUACAACCACUAGGAUUGUUUUGAUUUUUUAUUGGUCACAAUGUGGGAAGAAUGUUUGGAACAUGUACCGCUGAUAUUAGUUCAAAAUCAUGCCUUUUUUUUUUUUCUUUUUUUUUUUUCUUUCUUUCCACAACUGUUUCUGUGGCAAUUGUAGGAAAAUAGUUUUGUGCUGAUCUGAACAUAUUCUGGCAUAGAAGUAUGUAAACAUAUUUUGUGCUUAAUAAUUGUGAUUUUUUAUAUUUUCCUUUAAUUUUUUUUAAUGAUUCAUUUUAUUUUAAGCAUCUUGCAGUGAGCAUAUGAAUUGUAAUGACAGCCAGUUGUAUAGUUUUUACCUUCAAAACAAUACAGCAUGCUCUGGUACGUGUUAGUGCAGUAUUUUAAAACUGUGGUUUUCGUUGAUGCGAUUAUAUCUGAAUUUUUUUUUAUCGAUGCAGAAUUUCACUUUGACGACGUUGCUUGGCGUUGUGAAGACGCUCCCGGCCAGCUGCCGGGCCGAGGCGAGACUUGUGCCCACGCGUAGCACGGCGUGCAGUCGGGAGCCUGAACAUAUGUACAGACAAAUUUCUAUGUAAAUUCUUUUAACCUUAGAUGGUGCUUAUUAAACUUGGAAUUGGCUGUUCCCCCACAGCAGGCAGUACAAGUCAGGAAACAUACACCAUGUGUUCUCGGUGCUCGACAGAAUUAGCUACAGUUUUGCACCAGGUUGGGCAUUAUGGACCUAAACAAUCGUAAACGUAAUGUACUAAUAUUGUUGACCGUGACGUGUCGGGUGGCUCAGGAUAUCUGGUGAAUUCUUUAUUUUUUUUGUAUGUUUUUAAAAAAUAUAUGUAUUUAUGAUUUUGUAGUGCUUCUUUGUUUUUUUUUUUUUUUCCAAGUAGUGUGAUAGUAAAUUUACACCACUAAAUAGGUUCCAAGUUAUGUGUUUGUUUGAACAGCGAUAAGAACUUGCACAUAGUUGUGCAAAUGUUCAUUAACAUUAUUUAUAUCACAACAAUCGGAAAUUUCAUUUUGAUUUCCAAAAGAAAUUCUGUUGGUAAAAGCCAUAGUAGUGUAAAACAAAAGUUUUAAAUUUGUCAGUAUCAAAUGUUAUACUACAACUACAUAAUGUAGUUGGAAGAUGUCAUUAUUCUUGUACAGAAUUAAACAUCUAAUUUAUUUUAGUAUCAAUUCUAAGUUUUAAUAAAUAUUUACUUACACAAAUUCAGUUUUUUGGUUCUAAUAUAACAUUUUUUUUAUUCUGUCAACCGUUUUUGGUAAAAAGUGAAUGUUGAAUGAAUAACUCAUUUUUGUUUCAUUUUGUUGAAGCAAAGCAGCAUUCACAACAGCUGACACUUCAUUUCCGUGGCAGUUAACUUUGAUGAAUUCCUGCCAAGACUCCUGAAAGCUCAUCUGACAGCCCUGCAAGAUAAACUAGAGAUGGGUUGAGUUAAGAUUAAGAAUCAAGAAUUGACUUACUGUGAUUUAGAACCACCAAUAAGGUUCUAGGAUGUUUUAAGUCAACAUUUUCCGAAAGUUAAAAAUGACGACCACCUUUUGUGCAAAAUAACAUUAGUUACGAGAUGAUGAAAUACUGGAACUGUCUCGUCUCAUAGCUAUCUAAACUUUGAUUUUGAAAGCCAAGCAGAUUCUGAAACUUAAAAACGCACUUCAUAAUGCUGAGACGUGUGCUGCAGGACUGUGGAUCUCCGGCCUGCUCAAAGAAACGGUUGCACAUGCUGAUGUAAGGCAGAUGUUUUAAUAGACCCUUAAUUGCUCAUACACGGUUCUCAUUACAUUUGGGGAAAUGCUACCCAAUAAUUCGCUGAAGCAUUUGAAGUUAAUUAUAGGCACAAUGAAUGUUUUUGUUUCUACCAUAUUCAUGCAUUUUCUUUUCAUGGAAAUUUGGUAAUUGGCUUAUAUAUCAUGUUACAGUAUUUGCAUCCUGUAAAAAAAAAAUUAAGUAAAGGUUAACCUUGUCUAAAUUAAUCCUUAUGUUUUUCAGACAAAGGUAAUAUUUUGCUAGAAAAUUGGGGGUUCUAAGAUGCUAUUGAAGUCUUGACCAUGUUGCUUAAAGGUCAUGACAUUUCAAGUUUAAUAAGCAUUGAUUAACUGCCAGUGUAAAUAUGUGCAGAUAUUAUGUACAGUAGAAAUGGAUAAUUAGUGUUAGAAGAAUUUUCAACUCAAAAGACAUCACAAUAUUUUCUUAAUUUUUAGCAUGUAAAUAUUUCCUCACAUUGUGCACGGCUGAAAAAGUAUUGUCAAGCAUUUAGUAAUUAAAUGCUGAUGAAAUUUAAGUGAAUUUGUUUUAAUACUGACAUGAAAUGGCCUUGUAAAGGUGUAAGGAAUUAUUUUUUUUUUUGUGUUAAAAACUUUGGUUUAUUCUAGUCUUGACUCUAUUGUUCAGUGAUGCAGCAGUGAAAUAAAUGAUGAAUGUGGUACUUGUUUUUGUGUAAAUGUGGAGGAGUAUUUUAUCAUGUGUGGAUUCCUCUUGAACAUGGGGAUGGCAUGCGGACAUCUUGCCAACAGUUGGCGUUGCUGGGUUCUGUUGUUGCAGUCCAGACCUUGGUGUGGCUUCUUCACCACCAAGUUGCGUGGUGGUUUGGUUAAAUGAGGGAAUUGUUUCCCAUGCUGGUCCCAUCAAAGUCAAGUCUUGUAUUACUAUAUUCUGAUGCGUUCUCAGGCCUGACCACGCACGUUCCUGCAAGUCUCAGUUGGCUCAGACUCAUCUUCACUGCCUUGGCUUCAUUCAGUAUGAGUCCGUGAUUAAUGGGCAGGUUACGUUCCCGGAAAUAGUCCAUUAAUAAAGCAAGUUUCUCCUCAAGGAACAAUGUUAAUUUCCCAGAUUAUGGUCCUAGACCUUCCAAAAUGCCUACCUACAUUACAUUUUGCAUAAUUUCUCAUACAUCAUUUGGCAAUAAUAUUAUGCAUUAACAUUAAUUACUCCAAUUAAAUUUUACAUAAUGCGUACCGUGUUUUGUUUUACUGGCAAAUUUUUUUUGCUAAAAUUUUGAUAGAAAAGUGGGGCCUUUAAGUGAACAAGCUUUGGUUAUUUGUCAAUCAGUGUUCUCGUAGCUCCUCUGUGAAGUGCUUUACGGGCUGCAAGAACCUCUUUCAGACCUGCCAACUCUCACGAUUUUGGUGUGAGGCUCACGAAUUUAAGGUCCAUCUCACGCCCUCACGCCAAAAUAGUGUUUCCUCACUAUUUUUUGGAGCCCCAAGAUUUUGUUUGUAAAAGUUACAAAAAAAGUUUUACGAAAGCUUACAGUAUCGAGUUUCCAUCAAUACUCGAGUCACGUAAAGGAAGCAAUUUUGCGUUUUGUAGCAUGUGCCGUGCUGAUUUUUCUAUUUUUGCAUAGAGGAAGAGGAGACAUUGUGAAACAUGUCGCUACAAAAAAAAAACACAACUAACACGUGAAGUGUAUUGCUUCCAAUAAAAAAAUUAAUUUUGCUGUGAACAGUGAUAAUAGUGUUACACGAGCAGAAUGUUAUUUUACAUCUUUUUUAGUUGCGGCCCUGCAUGAUCACUACACGACAGCGCUAAAUUAUGUUCAACUAAAUUAAAUCUGCAACCUAUAAUUUGUUGAAAUAAAUUUUGAAGCAGAGACCAUGUAACACAUGUACAGGUAUGUCACUUAAAUUUAAAGAUUCUCAUUUGUUGUGUUUUAUUUCUAACUUGUAUUUAUGGGCCUGAAAAUUUUUAUCGAGGACCUCAUGAUUUUUUUAAUUUGAAUGUUGGCAGGUCUGCUCUUUGGUGACACCUGCCUAGAUUUCGAUGAAGCGUGCUUGCCUGGCAAUACUGACGGUAUCCUAAACAGACUCGGGCCAUAUCUUUCACCGUGCUCCAUGCAUGCAUUUCAGAGACAAUUCCUGCCAGGUUUGAUGAUGGUUUGGAUCACAUUCAGGAUGAUUAAAAUAUGUGCCUAAAGUUGAAGUUCCUGCUCUAGGUUUUUCCUUCCCCAUCAGUGGCAUCGAGAAAUUGUUAAAUAUCACGCCUUAAAGGCUGGUCUAUUGGCUUAAAAAAGGGUGAAUUUUUCUGGGGUGAGAUACUACUUUCAAAUUUUUGUGCACUUUGUCACUGGUGAUUGGAUGUCAUGGAGCAUUCUCAAAGAGGGAAGAAUCUUUAAACAUGUUUUCCGUGGUACAGUAUACCUUGAAUUCUGGUAUUGUAUGUAGCGUUAGACACACUCAAAACAUUGCAUCUAUUAUCCACACCUUUUUUGUUCACCUUUUAGAUAAUGGGCAGGUGUUCCUUGGAAUGUCCUUUCAAGGCUCGUGGUUUGACAGCGUGGCCAAUCAAAAAGAGGCUUCAUUUUGUAAUCUCCUGAUGCAUGGCUUCCUGACCAACACUGCAAGAUGAUUUUGGCUACUUUAAAGCCAGGUGCAGUCUUCCCUCUCGUUAAGUGUGUGUUCUGGCCAACAUAUGUUUCCAUAAGAGCCCAGUUUCUGUCAAUGUUGAAUAUUUGCUUACAUGUGUACUUUCCAUUUCCAGCGAUACCCUGGAGUUCUGGGUUAAACGUCUCUGCAGCCUUGCCUGCCACCUUAUUGUAGCUGUGGCAUUUUAUGAAACUGUCAAACCACCGACUGGCACUUAAGUUUUCGCCCUGUGAACCUACUCCUCUAGCUGAAAGAACUGCACAGAUUUCCUUUUCAUAACAAGACUUGCGUGCCAAUGAAAGGGGCGAGUUGGCUUUCGUUUUCUUUGCUGUCCGUAUCAUACACAUUAGCAGACACACUUUUAAAACAGUUGUCAUCCUUAGAUAACCAUUAUACAUACAUGCAUGCUUUAAUUAUUCAUGUGUGUGUGCGCGCGCAGUGUAGCGUUUGGAUGUGUUUAUACACAAGACUAUUCAAAAAUUGCCAACCCCGCCCGUUCAUAAGUUGCAAUGCUGAAAUGUUCGCAGUAGUGUGUUUGGCGUUCAUUAACCAAACUGAAAGCAACAAAAUACUCUCUCUCUCUCAUAACAAAAGCCUAUUAAUUGAGAACUUGCUGUAUUUUGUUGUGGUCAAUUGGCUCAUAAUUGAUGUUCACUUCAUUGUUUGUAGAUUUCAUCAGUAAUCAUUUUCAUUGUGUUGUAUAUUUGCUUAAUGCUUACCACAGAGAUGUUAUUAUAUCUCAUUUUACAUUUAACUUUUCUUUUAUUGUCUUAAUGUAGUUACUCUUCAUUGUGGUUGUGUUAGGUUCAGUACUUAUCUUCAGUGUGAUGAUUGUCUCCACGGGAGUUUUCGUGAUAAAACUGGACCACAACACACCCAAUCAAACCACCUGGAGUCUGUGAUAUGCUGAAUGAUUUCUUCUCCAUUCUCGACUUGUCACAUGCAUCUGUCUCUCUGUCUCUAGAUAGCUCAUUGACUUAAGUGUGACAAAAAUAAAAAUGUGAAUGAGCCUUUCAGUACUCGCCAGAGAUAUGCAACACCUGACUUGUAAUGAGAAAAUUCAUGUGUUUUUCAUGUUGCACAUACACUUAAAUUUCAUGUCCAUGUUUCUUAUUAUAACAUUGAAUUCUUUAAAAUAAUGCUGCAUGUGAUAAAUAUAUGCAAAUUAAUUUUUUAACUACAUUUCUGGAUGCAAAUCACAUAUUGUUUCCGCAUCCGCCGCUAGAAUUCAUAUCUGGAGCAGCAACGUUGACUAUUGAAUCAUUUGAGUAGAAAACAUAAAUUUUAACUAUGCAAUGAAACUGCACCAAUAAAAGUGAAAAAGACUCAAAACAGUAUUAAACCCUUGCUUUGGGUCUGAUUUUUGACAGGGAAUUUUAUUAAAUUCUGUCCAUCUUACUAAAAUUCAUUUAACAGUUAAUACUGUUAAAAAUUCCCUUUGGCUUUAUGAACUUAAUUUGUGCCAUCCACUAAAGAACGCAGAGCCGUGAAUACACAUUUUCAUUCUGUGAGACUUCCGUUCUAUUCGCAAAAUUACUCCUACGAAAUUCUGUAUAUAGAGCUAAGAUGUUGCACAUCAAAAACUGCAUUAGUGAAUAUCAGCUUGGUGAUAGUUAUGAGGUUACUGGCCCAAAUAGUUCUUUACAAGGAAAGAAAAUCUGAAAGUGCAGAUUUUUUUUUUUCAAUUCACUAUAUUGCUACACACACAAAUAUUCUUGUAAUUACAAGUAAUAAAAUAUCUGAACAUGCGAAAUUUGGCAUAAACUUAAAAAAAAUUUAAAGCUUGCACAUUUCCGUUGAGGAUAUGGGAAAUUUAGUUUUUUUUUCACAAUGCCUUUUUUGAGGAAAGACGAAAGUAUGCAAUCUUCAAUGAGCACAGCAGUGCUCUCUCUCUUGUGUGCUCGUUUGACUCCAUGGUUCCGCACGUUCUGUACUCUAGCCUCUGGGGAGUUCAGUAGUUGCUCUCUGCUGCCAUGCUGCGGCAUAUUCAGUUCGCUUAGUUUUUACCAUUGCUAUCCGUUUUCAUUUCAGAAAGGAGUUUUCCAAGUGAUCCGAUUCUUGGCUGCAACAUGAUAUUGGAGAUUUUUUUAUAUAUAUCAAACAGUAAAGCUCAUCUGCAUUUUUCUUGAGUACCAUUAAAACAUGGCAUUCAAUAAUCCGGCAAUAUAUCCAAUCGGACAUAGCCUUGUUUGAAACGUGGCUAAAUACAGGAAAAAGAUUUGCAUUCUUUUUAUCAAUCAGCUAAAAUUCAAAUGCAUAUUUCUAUGUGCUGCUUCUGCUAUUAGCUUAGUUUAUAGUUUAUCUGGAGGACUAUGAACCAAUGAGAAACCCUCCAUCAAGGACAUAUUUUUCACAGGCUACCUCGUUGAAUCUUCUCGUAAGUCAGCAGCCAAUCAACAGGUGACAUGGGUGAGGCAACUGUGCAGUCUAUCAUGCAGGUUGCUGAACCUGCAAAUGUGUCCUGUUCCUAUGAAGAAACAAGCUUUGUAACACAAACACUUUAAGGUGCUCUUCAGACAAAGAAUGAUAUAGGAUAAAACUAUACAACUGUUUUACAAGUUUAUCCCCCAAAAGGAUUCAAUUAAGAAAACAACCAUAUUAUGAAUACUUUAUAUUUAACUACCUAAGAAUACAUACAUAAAAUAUCUGUACACACAAAAAAAAUGUCAAUGUGGCAUUACACUCGAUUAAAACCUGCAAUGCCCAGUUUUAAAUGCAUUAUUUCCCCCUCACUGCACCUAAUUAGGCCUGUCAAAUUUGCGUGGGUGCAAUUCCGAUAAGGGGAGACCAUGUCGAGCCUAAAACAUCAGUAACAAUAACGUGUCUACAAGGACUAGACAGGAAGUGAUUGAAUAUACAAUGUGUUAGAAUACAUCAAACCGAUCAUUGCACACACACACACAACCAUACAUGGAAACAUUAGUAAGAAUAUCCUACAGAGCAAACAUAACUUCACGUUCCAAAAUAGUCCUUGUAAGCAAAUUAAAGUGUGCAUCUUUUUUUCAUAUUUCUUUACAAAAAUAUAACUACUCACUUAUACAUUUAUAAUCCUAACACAACCAUCUUUUUAGCAACUUAGUAUUACAGGAAGUUACUUGCUACGAAAACAGAAGUGUGCUGGCUAUGCUAGUAGUCUUCACGCGCUACCGUUAACACUGGGAUUAAUGCGAGCUUUCCAUCCGGGAGAACGUCCGCUGGCCGUGCCGAGCGCCCUUCGGGUUGGGAACGGAGGAGAAGUGGGUUGGGAGGGAACCCAGGCACAAAUCCCAGACUAGACUAGUGCACUGUUUCCAGAAAUGAGAUGCUGCUGAGACAGUCACCUUACCUAGAUGAGCCCUCUGCCAACCUCAACUUUACUUCCAAUUCAUAGAGCAGUCUCCUUGACUUUAGCUGCACUGAACACUACACUGCAAAACAACUACAUUAUAUUUUGUGCCGAAACUUCCGAAAAAGUACACCAUGUUUAUUAACCAGUGGUUAAAACUCACUGCAGAAACAAAACAAUCUGAAAGAAUAGCUACGAAUAGUUUGGAAAUAUAAACAAGCUGACACACAAGCUGCCGAGAAAAAAAACAGUGAGAGAGAUCACUUGUUUCAACAUGUUGACACAUUCACAAAUACUGCACGGUGAAGUAAAUAGAGUACACUAGUAUCAAAUGCUCAUAAAAUGUAAGAAAUUACAACCUGGGCAGAAUUAAGAUGAUAAAAAAGUAAAACCUCGUGCAAACUUCCCUGAUCAGACACACGACUCACGUCACCUGUAUCCUGUCACUGAUGGCAAUGACACAGGACAGUCACUGCAGGAGAGGGAAACUCUUUUUUGGAAAGGCAGUUUUUUGUUUUAAUGCAUUCCUUUGGGAAAUCUGAGAAGAAUCACACCUUGGAACACACAUCUAUAAUUUUAAAAUUAAUUAUUUUUAUAAUUUAGUUCAAAGAUUUCCCGUAGGUACUAAUGUUUUGGUGAAAUCAGGAAUGGUUUGCAGAUUGAACAUGAGACGCAAUAAAAAUAACUACAUGCAUACAAUUGGACUGCGCAAGGAAACCGUAAAAACG